AUGGCGCGCGUCACGGACAACGGCGUAAGCUCCGAGGCAUUUGCAAUGCCCAGUGGAGUGAAGCAGGGCUGCGUCCUCGCGCCUACCCUCUUCAGCUUCAUGUUCUCUGCUAUAUUGAUGGACGCAUACCGUGAUGAGCGCCCUGUGAUCCGCAUCACCUACAGGACCGACGUGCACCUUCUCAAUAGCAAGCACAUGAAGGCCCCCACGCGACUAUCUACGACCAUAGUCCACGACAUGCUCUUCGCCAACAACUUCGCACUCAACGCUACGACCAAAGAAGACGAGCAACCACCUCCAUCCCGGCAGCCUUCGCAGAAUACAAAAUCUGAGUUGGAAAGCCAGGACCCCCAACACGGAAGUCCUAGAACGGACAGAAAUCCCCAGCAUUCACGCCCUGUCGAGGCAACUGCAACUACGUUUGCGCAGCCAUCUUGUGAGGACGGAAGAUAA
Spirometra erinaceieuropaei is the source of this 453-nucleotide messenger RNA. NCBI's taxonomy places the organism in Eukaryota, Metazoa, Platyhelminthes, Cestoda, Diphyllobothriidea, Diphyllobothriidae. The record is from the annotation of a GenBank genome assembly.